Molecule: messenger RNA, 507 nt
Organism: Uloborus diversus
Lineage: Eukaryota; Metazoa; Arthropoda; Arachnida; Araneae; Uloboridae
Product: zinc finger protein ZFP2-like
Exons: 3
Coding region: 1-507 (168 amino acids)
Biological process (GO): regulation of transcription by RNA polymerase II
Molecular function (GO): DNA-binding transcription factor activity; RNA polymerase II cis-regulatory region sequence-specific DNA binding
Source: RefSeq, a predicted model, not a curated record
AUGAUCAACGUACAAACUCGCUUCUUUCAUCGCUUUAGUGACAUUGAUGCUAAAGAUCCCAAAAGGCCUUACAAAUGUCAUUUGUGUCCAUAUGCUGCUCACACAAGAAGUAAUCUAAAAAAUCAUAUAAAUGCGCACACAGGUGAACGUCCCUACAAAUGUCCAGUUUGUGGUAGAGGCUUUACACAAAAAGGAAACAUGCAAAAACAUCAGCAACAACAUGUUGAAAAAUUUCCUUUAGAUUGUACUCGAGUAUCACCUCAGGUUUAUGUCAUAAAGCACAACAAUUUUUCAAGUCACUUCAAAGGCUACGCUUGUAGUGAUUGCAAAUAUAUUGCUGCUUCAAGAAGUGUUUUACGAAUACACAUGCUUACUCAUACUGGUGAACGACCACACAAAUGCAAUAUGUGUGGGAAAACUUUCAGACAGAGUGGAACUAUGUAUAGGCAUCAAGAAUUCCACUGCAGACAGCGACUAGACACUUUUUUGAAACAUAAACACAAUUAG